AUGCUAGCAAUUCUGGACAGCAACAAGGGCUUCAGCACCGCUUCCCUGCAAGCGCUCCACACGGCGGGUGACUUGGCGGCUCAGAACAGCGAGCUGGCCGGCAAGGCGCUGCAGGGCCUGGACUUUGCCGAAGAAACCGUGGCGUACACCGAGGGCAAGAGCUGUGUGGCCCUGGGCGAGGCGGUGGACGCCGUCAGCGCCGACGUCCUGGUCCUGGCCUCGGCCGAGGUGCACGCCGGGCGCCUGGACGCCAACCUGCUGGCCGAGUUCGUGGACUGCCCCCUGCUGCUCCUCCCUUGA
Auxenochlorella protothecoides is the source of this 300-nucleotide messenger RNA. RefSeq lists its product as hypothetical. The record is from RefSeq and is a predicted model, not a curated record. The transcript has 2 exons. Lineage: Eukaryota; Viridiplantae; Chlorophyta; Trebouxiophyceae; Chlorellales; Chlorellaceae. The coding region runs from base 1 to 300 and encodes 99 amino acids.